UUUUCAUAUAUUUUGCAUGCCUCCUCUGAAAGGCUGGAGGGGUUAAAAGCCUUGUGGGGAUCUUGGCAACUACAGGAUUUGGUGUCCCUGCUCACGCAUGUUCCUUGCUCUCUUGCUGUGGCACCAUAUUUUCUUGUUCAGCAUCUCCCUGGUAAGAAAUCAGACUGACAACAGCAGACUGCUGGAAGUUUGCUUCCCUUGAUGACCGUAGCUGGUUUUGAAUGAGGAACAACAGAAGGCGGCUGUUUUAAACCACCACUGACUUGAGCCAUCAGCAGGAUGAUGGUGCUUUGUUUUCUGAGCAGAACACUGCAACUAGCCAGACAUACAUCUAGUCCACUGGGGAGACAGCUCUGUUCAGCCAGUGCAAAUAAGCCAGUGUUAACUUUAUUCACCAAGAAACCAUGCCCUCUAUGUGAUGAAGCAAGAGAAGAGCUUGAGCCAUAUAAGAGAAGGUUUAUUUUUCAGGAGGUGGAUAUUACCCUUCCAGAGAAUUCAGUGUGGUAUGAUAAAUACAAAUAUGACAUACCUGUUUUUCAUUUAAAUGGAAAGUUCCUAAUGAAGCAUCGAGUAGACAUUCAAAAAUUUGAGGACCGGCUUAUGAAGUUGGAGCUGCAAAAUGAUGGGAACCAGUGAAAAAAAUGCAGCUGCUCUGGUGUGGAUCUGAAAGGACUGUGCAACAUAAAUUCUGUGAAAAAGCAGUAUUCAUUAUCUGGCCUUAUGUUUCUUAGAAUGUAUGGUACCAGUGUCCUAAAAAACUUGAGUGACUUGUAUUCUGUUUUGCAUUAAUCAUCCAGCCCAGCUGCACCAGUAGCAAUGUUUUCUGUACCAUUCCUUUACUGCUAUCCUAGGCUGGCUUUUCAUUGACAGAAUAAAUGCUGCUCCAUAACAGCAAAUAAAGUGA
Molecule: messenger RNA, 904 nt
Organism: Harpia harpyja (harpy eagle)
Lineage: Eukaryota; Metazoa; Chordata; Aves; Accipitriformes; Accipitridae
Gene: CZH5orf63
Product: chromosome Z C5orf63 homolog
Exons: 4
Coding region: 280-636 (118 amino acids)
Source: RefSeq, a predicted model, not a curated record